AUGGCACCUUCGCCGCUCCUUGUCAAGCGCAGCUGCAACUACUAUGAGGAUCCUAACUGUACGGAUGACUCCAGUUGGUGGUGGAGCAGUGAUGGCUAUGGAGUUCGCUAUGCAAUCAUCGCUCUAAUCUUCAUCGGCAUCGCUCUGCUGCUCUUCGGCUCCUACUUCCACGCCCAGCGCAGAAUCCGCAAAGGUCUGCAGCCCCUCGCCUAUCACCGCUGGCUCGUCUCUCGUCGCCGCUACAGAGCUACACCAUACCCGCAGAACAACUACACCUACUACCAGCAAGACCCUGCCUACCCGCCUCAGCAAGGUUAUCCGAUGCAGAACAUGGGCGGCGCAUACCACGGACCUGCUGAAUUUCAGCCGCCACCACCUGCAUACGGCAACUGGGAGGCACCGCCAGUUUACCAGCCUCCUCAGGGUGCGAGCAAGGUUGCUGCCAACCAGAACACUCAGCCUGCCAGAAACGACGUCGCUGGCGAGGGAAGCAGCGCUUCGUUACCGCUCAACAACGCUCAGAACAACAACACUAAUCAGCACACCCAGUAA
Molecule: messenger RNA, 552 nt
Organism: Aureobasidium vineae
Lineage: Eukaryota; Fungi; Ascomycota; Dothideomycetes; Dothideales; Saccotheciaceae
Source: the annotation of a GenBank genome assembly